AUGUCUGCUUCGUCUCACUUACUUGGAGUUUCGACCAAAGAGAUCGACGAUGGACACCACUGGCACGCACUAGAGUUGAGAAUUCUCGCUUUCCUCUCGGCCUGCUAUAUCAUGUGGACGCACAGUGAAUUAUCCUUCACUCAGACGCCUACGGUGAACAAGGAUCAGGAGGCGCCACAAAACCUAAACCCAACCCCGUCCACAUCCGCCAACAGGUCUUCCUCCCCUCGAGCAUUCGACAACAAGGACAUGCGGAAGGGAUCGAUUUCAUCAAACGUCAAAGCCGAUUCUGGUUAUAUCUGGAUGUCUGUUCCAAAGAACUACAGGGAUUGCGGCGACGACGGGAUAGCGACAGGACUACUUUUAGGACCCCUUAUCGCCACGUCAGUUCUCAUAUCGUCCAUUCAUACCAGAAGCACAUCCGCAGAACCUCUACCAAAAGACUGGCUGAUUGAACCUCCGCGCGUUUUGCCUGGUCUUUCCUCUGCUAUGGAUGCAUUAGUGCUCUCCAGGCACAGUUUGGUCAAUCUGAGCACAUUUUGCGCAACGAUCCUCCUGAUCCACGUAUGUGCAUCUUGGUGGUUGGAAGGGCUCUAUACCAAGGGCACGAAUAAGCCAGAAGGGGAGAGGGCUUCAGUCCCACGUAGCGAAGGCAGACGGUUCUGGUACUACGCACUUUUUACAGUAACCGUUAGCCUUCUCAUGGUCGUCCUCAAGAUCACCUUUAGCCAGUCUGGCAUUGGUAUAUGGAAAGAUCUUUCCACAUUCGAGGCGGCGAUAACUGCCCCUUUCUAUAGCUUGACGCUGUACGCGGGUCUACGAUUAGCGCAUCGGGGAUUUACCGUCGGCGAACUUGGAUUAGUAUGCCUCGGAGGAACCGCGGUUUGUUUGGAGUUUCUUAAUCUCACCAAAGCGAGGAUUUGGCCUAUCACGACUCGCUAUAUCCGAACAUACCGACUCCCUACACCACUGCUCAUUUUCCAGAUCGCCUUGAUUGUCGGGUCCUUACUGACAGGAUUCCUUUUAUCCCCUUUCCUCGUCCUCUCACGAAACAACGCACAGCGCCCGGCCCAUCGAAUCCGCUCGCCUGAACAAAAGUUGAGGAAUCGACGUUAUUAUGCCCUUGGAUUUUAUGUGGGGUCAGUCUUGAUCAUCGUGGGUUUGAUAGGCCUAUGGACGCGGUGGCUACUGGGAAACCGAGAUCCGUGGCUGUGGACGAUGUUUUACCUCCUCGAAGGCCGAAACAAAUGGAGUCGACCCGUGUUGUUGGGGUAUUGGGCACUCCUUGGAUCCAUAAGCGUGGCAGGAUGGGGUCGUCAGCUUUCAAGGUCUCGCAAAUAUAGGCUGAGAAGUCAGGAACAAUCCAUGUCAGUCCAGGCAUACGACGUCCCUAUGGGUUCCAGCCUCACCUCCAGUCCCGAACACCCUAAUUCAAGUCACUCUUCGGCUUCUCCAAUCGGUGGCUCCAUGUCUUUUGCGACCCUUGGAAACAUUGGUAUGCCCAGUUUACCCAACCUACCAAAUGGGUCGAAUGUUUCCAAUGUUGCAAGCGAAUUGCUGGAUGCAGCCGACAAGCGGGUUCCUACGCUCAGCCUUAACGCACGCAGAAAGUAUUUCCACGGACUAGCUGUUCUAAUGUUCGUCCCAGGUGUCGCAUUUGACCCGGCAUUCACCCAUCUCGCAUUCAGCGCAGCAUUCGCUUUGUUCACCUUUACGGAGUACAUCCGAUAUUUUGCGGUAUACCCUUUCGGAGCAGCCAUCCACCUCUUCAUGAACGACUUCUUGGAUCAUCGCGACGGUGGAACAGCGAUCUUGAGUCACUUUUACCUCCUGACAGGUUGCUCAGGCUCCUUGUGGUUAGAAGACCCAUCAAAAUUGAGGCAAGUGACGGGUAUCUUGACGCUGGGAGUUGGGGACGCAGCGGCCUCGAUCGUCGGACGAAGGAUUGGGCUGAGAAGAUGGUCCCCGACGACAGGCAAGACCGUGGAAGGUAGUUUGGCUUUUGUUGGUUCUAUUUUCGCGACAGCAUGGUUCCUUCGUCUUUUGGGUUUCGUGGAGACAUUCCCGUCGUUGCGUUACCUCCUGACGUUGAUGUGCGCAGCUUUGCUGGAAGCUCUAUCGGAUCAGAACGACAACCUGACGCUCCCAUUAUAUACGUGGAGCAUGCUCGUGGUGAUUGGAAGCAAAAGAAUACUGUAGAAUAGAGGUUAAUGUAAACACGAGAAGCUUGAUAAUUUAGGGCAACCUGGUGUAUGA
Coprinopsis cinerea okayama7#130 is the source of this 2256-nucleotide messenger RNA. RefSeq names its product dolichol kinase. Gene Ontology annotation, biological process: dolichyl monophosphate biosynthetic process. The coding region runs from base 1 to 2199 and encodes 732 amino acids. Lineage: Eukaryota; Fungi; Basidiomycota; Agaricomycetes; Agaricales; Psathyrellaceae. The record is from RefSeq and is a predicted model, not a curated record. Gene Ontology annotation, molecular function: dolichol kinase activity. The transcript has 8 exons. Gene Ontology annotation, cellular component: endoplasmic reticulum membrane.